This is a messenger RNA of Aaosphaeria arxii CBS 175.79, 1489 nucleotides long. Its product is annotated as MFS general substrate transporter. Gene Ontology annotation, biological process: pantothenate import across plasma membrane. NCBI's taxonomy places the organism in Eukaryota, Fungi, Ascomycota, Dothideomycetes, Pleosporales. Gene Ontology annotation, molecular function: pantothenate transmembrane transporter activity. The record is from RefSeq and is a predicted model, not a curated record. Bases 1 to 1437 code for a protein of 478 amino acids. Gene Ontology annotation, cellular component: plasma membrane. The transcript has 8 exons.
AUGUCGCAAAAAUUAAUACAAUGGCUUUGGGGCGACACAACAAAAGAGGAACGCAGACUUGUUAGGAAAUUAGAUCGAUCGGCAUUUGCGAACGCAUAUGUAGCUGGACUUAAAGAGGCAGCAGGCUUGCAUGGCCGCCAAUUCAAUGUGCUCCUAUCGAUGACCUCUGCAGGCAUGCUUAUUGGGCAAAUCCCCAACAGUCUUGCUAUUCAGAAAGUCGCCCCACGAAUUUGGCUCCCCUCAAUGAUCAUCCUCUGGGCGGGACUGACAAUGGCCGGUGCUGGAUGCAAGAAUUUCACGCAGCUCUGCGUAGUACGCUUCUUCAUGGGAAUGGCUGAGGCGAGCACAUAUGCUGGCUGCAUCUACGUGAUGGGCUGUUGGUACAAACCGAACGAAAUGGCAAAGAGAACGGCUAUCUUCACGAUUUUUGGCCAACUUGGUAUCAUGUUUGCUGGUGCCAUGAUGGCAGCGCUCUCUCGCACCAUGGAAGGUCGCGCAGGUUUAGCCGGAUGGAAGUGGUUGUUCAUCAUUAACGGAAUCAUCACCCUUCCAAUCGCUGUCUUCGGAUUCAUAUAUUUUCCAGACACCCCAGAAAAGACCAAGGCUUCAUGGUUGAAUGCCAGAGAGCGGGAGUUGGCUCUUAGCCGCCUACCACCCAAGAAGGAGGGCGCGCAUAACAUCUCGCCCUUGAGCCUUGCCAAACGCGUUUUGGCACAUCCUACAUUUUACGUUUGCUGUUUCUUCUCUUUUCUCGCCGCCGCCUUCCAGUCAUACCCCGUACAGGGUUUGAUGUUACUCUAUCUCAAGUUCAACCAGAAGAAAGAAGGAUACACACAAGCUCAGAUCAACACCUAUCCUCUCGGCGUACAAGGAGUAGCCGUGCUCAGUGAGUUGGUUGUCGCCAUCGCCAUCGACCACUUCAAUCUUCGCGUAACAUCCGGUCUCGCUCUGUGCGCGAUUCAAUUGGCCUGCACGCUCAUGCUCCUCAUUCGCAACACCAACUCCAUGGUCAAUAUUGCUGCACUGUACCUAGCUGGCUCCGCGUACGGCAUCAACCCGCUUCUAUACGGCUGGUCGAAUAACAUCGCAGCAAAGAAUGGAGACGAUGCAGCUCGAGGUGUCAUUCUUGCUUCCAUGGUCGCCAGUGGCAUGUUGUUAUCUACUUUCUGGGGUAUCGCGCUAUAUCCCGCCGACGCUGCGCCGUACUGGCGUAAUGGUUAUAUCUCAAUGAUUGUCGUUAUUACUUUCAUCGCUUCAUGGCAAUUCGUUCUCCGUUGGCUUGAUCGUCGCACGUCACGGACUCGUAAGGAUUCGGAAGAAUCUCUCAAUGGUGAACAAGCCGUUGGAGAGCUUUCUGUUGAGGCGAAACACGGACGCAGUUCAUUGCUACAUGCCAACGCGUCGCCUUGUAGUCAAUCACGCGAAGUCGGGCUUUAGGGUCAAGUGGGGGAGCAGGCCUUAGAGGUGAUCGGAAUAUAGCUUCUUUGGG